This is a messenger RNA of Salmo salar (Atlantic salmon), 1375 nucleotides long. RefSeq names its product stromal cell-derived factor 2-like 1 (gene sdf2l1). The record is from RefSeq and is marked provisional. NCBI's taxonomy places the organism in Eukaryota, Metazoa, Chordata, Actinopteri, Salmoniformes, Salmonidae.
UGUAGUUUUACAUCCUCUCGCUCAUGUCUGUAGAGACAGAACAAUGGGAUUAAUUUACACUCUCCGCGCCUUAAUCAAAUCCUUUUUGGUCGUUGUUUUGUGGUCCAAAUGCGAGGGUCGGGAGUCGGAGUUUAACUACGUCACCUGCGGUUCGCUCGUGAAAUUGCUGAACACGAGACACAACGUUCGGCUGCACUCUCACGAUGUAAAAUACGGCUCCGGCAGUGGGCAGCAGUCUGUGACGGGCGUUGAGAGUGCAGAUGAUGCCAACAGUUACUGGAGGAUCCGGGGGAAGCCCAACGGGACCUGCCAACGAGGUGUGCCCAUCCAGUGUGGGCAGGCCAUCCGCAUCACGCACAUGACCACGGGACGUAACCUCCACACACACCACUUUAGCUCGCCGCUGUCCAACAACCAGGAGGUGAGUGCGUUCGGUGAGAACGGCGAGGGGGAUGACCUGGACGUGUGGAGGGUGCAGUGUGACGACUCCAUCUGGGAGCGGGACGAGGCGGUGCGCUUCAAACACGUCGGCACCGAUGCCUUCCUGAGCGUGACGGGCGAGCAGUACGGCAACCCCAUCCGGGGGCAGAGGGAGGUCCACGGCAUGGGCACUGCCAACCAGAACAACUACUGGAAGGCUAUGGAGGGUGUCUUCAUUCUCCCCAGCCAAGAACCGCUGAGACACCAUCAUGAAGAGCUCUGAUGACAUCAUCAAGCUGCUGCGUCACGAUGAGCUCUGACGACAUCACAAUGAGCGCCGAUGAUCUCGUCAGACAUCGUCACAUAAUAUUGCGCCUAGGUUUCGUCUGAAAUGGAGCCCUAUUCCCUAUUCUAUAAUAUAUACCCACAUGACUCCAAUCAAAAAUAGUGCACUAAAAUAGGGAACAGGGAGCCAUGUCAGACGCAGUCCAAGUGGACUACAGGAUGACUCUGAUGCAGCUAACUGGGUCGAGAUGGCGCCUAUGACUUUGUUAUGACAUUCUUUUGUUUACCCGUUGCCCACCCGGGAACAACGUUGAUGACUACUGAAUAUAGGCUUACAUUAGGAGCAUCAGGCUCUGUGCAGUCAGUCUCUGGUGACGCGAUCAGACAGGGAGAUGAGAAGGUUGUCUGACAAUGAGAAUCACUUGCCGUUUUUUGAAUUUGACACAUCUCUGAACAAAAUGGGAUUGAAGAUUUUGACUUUGAUUAGUUUGAGGGAGAAUGUGGUAAGACAGUUGCCCUGCUCGAGUCUGAUAUCAGAGGUAUUAGCACCUGUCUGCAGGGGGAAAUGUAAGGGGAACACUGCCAUUUCCAGAUGACUCUACUGUGCCUGUCUACUCCUUAGCGACCGACUGCAUACAUCCUGGUGCUAAUAAAAACAAACAUUGUCUGG